CCUGCAACUGCCCACUGGGCUCAGGAUCACCUCUGUGCGUUCCAACACGUUACCCUGUGUGUACACCAGCUGUAGAACUCACUUUUACACUCCUGCAGUUCUCCAACCGCACACUCGAGCAGUAUAACGUUAUUCCAACGGCACUCAGCCCGCUCACACCGUACCGGAGCUUCCCACUGCCGGCCCGACCGGCUCCGGCUCCCUCCCUCAUUUCCGCCGCUCCCCGGCAACGGCCCGGCCAUGUCUGAAGUGGAGGAAACCCUCAAAAGGAUUCAAGCCCACAAAGGGGUGGUGGCGACUAUGGUUGUCAAUGCAGAAGGAAUUCCAAUAAGAACAACUCUCGAUAACGCGACAACAGUGCACUAUGCAGGUGUUCUUCAUCAGCUCACCAUGAAAGCGAGGAGCACAGUGAGGGAUAUUGAUCCUCAGAAUGAUCUAACCUUCCUCAGGAUCAGAUCAAAGAAACAUGAAAUCAUGGUAGCUCCAGAUAAGGAGUACCUGCUGAUCGUUGUCCAGAACCCAACCGAAUAGACCCAACAGGGCGUUAUUUCAGACAGUGGCGCAGCUCUUCUUGUCAAACUGACCUUCCUUACUGACACUUCGCAUCCAACACAGCACUAACAAAUUCUACGCAAUGCAGAACCGCUGUGACCGAAAGCGCUGCCAGUUUAAGAUUCUGUUGUAGUUGUAUCAGUUUGUGUUUGUGCAAAUCUCAAAGUAUUGUUUGCCUUAAUACUCUGAUGGACAAUAAAGCAAAAUGCUUGAACUUUGAUUU
Molecule: messenger RNA, 775 nt
Organism: Coturnix japonica (Japanese quail)
Lineage: Eukaryota; Metazoa; Chordata; Aves; Galliformes; Phasianidae
Gene: DYNLRB2
Product: dynein light chain roadblock-type 2
Biological process (GO): microtubule-based movement
Cellular component (GO): cytoplasmic dynein complex
Source: RefSeq, a predicted model, not a curated record